This is a messenger RNA of Striga asiatica, 1940 nucleotides long. The record is from the annotation of a GenBank genome assembly. NCBI's taxonomy places the organism in Eukaryota, Viridiplantae, Streptophyta, Magnoliopsida, Lamiales, Orobanchaceae.
CACAGGUCGAAUACUAGUACAGUUCAUCUCUGUCCCCAUCUCCCCAAACCAAAUCUGAAAAACAAACAAAUUGUCGUCGGUCGUCCUCAAAACUCACCGGCGCACGCGCACCCUCAUACGCUAUGCCCUUCAAAUUUAUGCUCACGUUUUGAGACCGUGUGGGAGAUAAGCAAUUCCGCUCUGUGGAUUUGCUUUUGUACGGAAAUUGAGAAUAUUUAUGCGGUUUUGUUUUAUUUCUCCGUUUGAUGAGUUUUACGUUGAUUCAGAUCCGAUGAUAUUUUCAAAUGCGGCCCAGAUCCUUAAUUCCUUGAAUUCUCAACAACCCAUUCAAGCAAUUUGUUUAUAGAUUAUAGAAUUUUAAUCAGUCUCUCAAUCUGUGAGUUUCGAGUUUACGAUUUUCGACUCAGAAAAGAUGUCUGCAAUGAAAUCUUCUGGCCGGUUGUUCACAAUCGGGCUGGUAACCGCGUGGUAUUCGUCCAACAUUGGGGUUUUGCUGCUGAACAAGUAUCUGUUGAGCAAUUACGGUUUCAAGUACCCGAUUUUCCUAACAAUGUGCCACAUGACGGCGUGCUCGCUGCUGAGCUACGUUGCUAUAGCGUGGAUGAAGAUGGUCCCGAUGCAGACGAUACGAUCUAGGGUUCAGUUCAUGAAGAUCUCGGCCCUCAGCUUGAUUUUCUGCGCCUCGGUUGUUAGCGGCAAUAUUUCUCUCAAGUACUUGCCAGUUAGCUUCAAUCAGGCGAUCGGUGCCACCACGCCGUUUUUCACGGCUGUUUUUGCAUACUUGAUGACUUUGAAAAGGGAAGCCUGGUUGACAUACCUGACUUUGGUUCCGGUGGUUACAGGGGUCAUCAUUGCUAGUGGGGGUGAACCAAGUUUCCAUUUGUUUGGAUUUAUCAUGUGUGUUGGAGCAACUGCUGCAAGAGCACUAAAAUCGGUGGUUCAGGGGAUUUUACUUUCUUCUGAGGGGGAAAAGCUGAAUUCGAUGAACUUGCUCCUGUACAUGGCUCCUAUAGCUGUUGUAUUACUACUUCCUGCAACCAUUUACAUGGAGGAAAAUGUUGUUGGUAUAACAUUGGCAUUGGCAAGAGAUGAUAGCAGAAUUAUUUGGUUAUUGUUGUUCAACUCUGCACUUGCAUACUUUGUAAACUUGACCAAUUUUUUGGUCACCAAACACACCAGUGCUCUAACUCUUCAGGUGCUUGGAAAUGCGAAAGGAGCAGUAGCAGUGGUAAUCUCCAUAUUGAUUUUCAGGAAUCCCGUCUCUGUUACUGGAAUGCUCGGGUAUACCCUCACCGUUUUUGGUGUUAUCCUCUAUAGUGAAGCCAAAAAACGUAGUAAAUGAAAGUUCCGAUAUUCGUCUACAACAGAUUAUGAAGAAUAUGUGAAAGCCCGAUUAAUAAUUUUUGCCCUAGUUUUCUUCGGAAUCAGAAAAUGGUCUCCAGCAUGUAACAGCAGAGAAAACCUGAUGAGUAGAGUAGAAAAUUAAAUAAGGUCUUGAAAAAAAUCUUAAGUUCUUCCCAAUUGUGGGUACUCAAAAGAAAUAUCCCUUUUUACUUACCAUAUAUAUUUUUUCAUAAGAGGAUUUUGAUCACAGAUGUGAUUAUCAUGUUUUAUAUUGAUCACAGAUACACAAAGCACAAAAUUUGUCAGUUACAGUUCUUAAUCAUCGUUAGUUGAGACGUGUUCUGUUAUCUUCUUUACUCUGGUUUAUUCAUUGGCGUCUGAUCAAAUUUACCAUGUGUUUGUCUUUACUGAACGAUAUUAUGACAUUAGAAUAAGGACAAGUUUGAGUUCCGUUCGAUUUAAAGUUCCAGGUGAGAUUCUAUUGGUGUGCUGCAGUACAUGGUUCGAUAUAUUUAAUAUGAAAGAUUUCAAAUUUGUUGAGCUUGCUUGAAUGUUUUUUGUAGUGUAACAUUCGAGUUGUGAUGCUAAAGCUGAAU